ACUAAUUUAUUUUUUACCAAUCAGCUGGUGACAAUAGCGUCACGGAUGCAAAUGUCAAAACAUUUGCGAGAAAAAUACUGUAAAAUAUAAACGCAAAAGUCGUUAAAAUAUCAGAAGAACUUGAUAAUAAAAGUCAAAAGCAUGGCUUCCACGGUAGAAAAGGAAAAUGGGGUAAUAAGAAGUGUUGAUUCAACCAUAAAAGAAACUGAAAAUUAUAAUGCAGAUGAAUCAGGUUUUGUUGAUGAGUUUGGGGCUACUAGUCCUGGAAAUAAAAUUUUCGAUUCAAUGAAUGCAAAUCAUUCUUCAUGCUUGAUUGAAAGUGGCGAUAUGUCCACAAGUGUGAUUGCAACCUCUGACAAUUCUCAGGUAACAGAAACAGGCCUUAAGAAAGAUGACAGUGGAAUCUUCUCUGAGAAGUCUCCAAAUGUCAACAAUAGUGACUGUGACAUUAGUGAAAACAUGAGUGAAUUUGGGGAUGAAAAUGGCUCAGAGAGCUUUAAAAAGAUAGGUCCAACUGUAUCAGAAAAUGUUUUCAACUCAGUUGAAAAAUCAUCCAAUAAAACACGUAGACAAAUUAUAGAUGUGGCUGAAAUUGAUAAUGAAACUGACAAUGUUGACAGUUUAGACGGCAACUCAAAUGUGAUAAGUGAAUGUAAUUCAUCAAAAGACCAACCUUUACAGUCAAAUGAUGAUCAUGAUAGUGAUAGUGACUUUGCAGAGUUUGUGAAGGCAGUGAGGAAAAAGUCAAGCAAUAAUGAAACAGAUGUAAACGAAGAACUUGAUGCUGAUGAUUUUGAAAAUAAAACAAGUAAUGUAAAACAGGAUAGCAAACGUUUAAGAAACUACCGAAAAAGGAAACAAGCAUCAGAUUCAGAAGAUACACAUGAGGAGACAAAUGAUGGCGAACCUGUGUUGUUAAGACAUUCGGAACUGACUGAAUCUGCUGGAAAUCAAGUUGUCACACUUUCAGACUUGGGAAGUGAUACAGAUAGCACCGAUGAAGAUGAGGACAGGUUCAAAACUAAGUCAGAGUCCUCAGAGUCAGAACCAGAAGAAUCUCCUUUGGAAGUGAGUAAGUUUGGGCCACCAAGACAUAAGUGGAAAGCAUUAUUUGACAUAAGAAAGAGAGAGUUGGGGUGCUCACCUUUGAUUGACACUGGUUGUUUCGCUCGCAAAGUGCAAGGAAGCUUGCAGAUGGUGCAGAGGUUUGAACUUCAGUACAAAAUGGAGCUCCAUGAAGGAUGUGUGAAUGCCCUCAGCUUUAACAAAUCAGGCACAUUACUGUCCAGUGGCUCAGAUGACCUGAAGGUGGUUGUCUGGAACUGGAUACAGAACCGCCCUGCCCUGGCCUACAACAGUGGGCACCACAGCAAUGUGUUCCAGACCAAGUUCAUGCCAUUUAGCGGUGACUGCCAUGUGGUGAGCUGCGCACGCGAUGGCCAGGUCAGACUAGCAGACCUAUCAGCCACAGGGGUCUGUAAGGCUACAAAGAAACUAGCCCAGCACAAGGGAGCUGCUCAUAAGCUCUCUCUGGAGCAUGACUCCGCCCACACUGUGCUGAGUGCAGGGGAGGAUGCUGUCACCUUUGAGAUCGAUCUCAGGCAGGACAAGCCCAACAAACUUGUGACAACCAAGGAGAAUGAGAAGAAGGUGUCCAUCUACUCCAUCCAUUCCAACCCGGUCAACUCUAAUGAGUUUUGUCUGGGCGGACGAGACAAUUUUGUCAGAGUCUACGAUAAAAGAAAGAUCAAUGAGGCAGUAAAUGAUGGUCUCUUGAAACGGUUUUCUCCACAUCAUAUUUCCGCGAUAGAGAACAGUCAUAUGAAGGCUAAUGUGACGUGUGCUUGCUACAACUACAAUGGAACAGAACUAAUUGGAACUUACAACGACGAAGACAUCUACCUGUUCAGCAACGAGCACUCAGGCGAUUCAGACUUUGUUCACCGUUACCGCGGUCACCGUAACAACCAGACCGUUAAAGGGGUCAACUUCUAUGGCUCAAAGAGCGAGUUCAUUGUGAGUGGCAGUGACUGUGGACACAUCUUCCUGUGGGACAAGGAGACAGAGAAUAUUGUACAGCACAUGCACGGCGAUGAUGGUGGUGUGAUCAAUGUUUUGGAGCCGCAUCCCCAUUUCCCCGUGCUGGCCACCAGUGGUCUGGAUCAUGACGUGAAAAUAUGGGCACCAACCAGCAGAGAGCCCACACAGUUGAAAGGAAUCAGGAAGGCUAUAAAGCGUAACCAUAGGGAGAGAGAGGAAGAGCGUAGCAGUGAAGGCACCAUGAUUGACAGUUCCAUGCUGUGGUUCAUCAUGCGCCACCUGCGCCAAGGUCGCCAGCGCCGAGCCCGCGCAGCCAGGAGGGAGCAAGACAACGCUGACACUGACUCUUCCGAAGAUGAUGAUUCUGAUGAGGAUGAGGAGGAAAACUCCAUGGAUGGGGAUUCAGACAGCGAUGAUGGUGAUCCGAGAAAUCCAAUGACGUGCAGCCCAUCAUAGAUGCAACAUUAGCUGACGGGACAUUCUUGAUACUUGCCGUACUGAUAUGAUGGGUGUCAUUGUUAUAUGAAUUUGUUAUCACAUAUGUUAAUGUCAAGAUUUAGUUGAUGUAUAGAAAACGUGAUAUGCAAACUUGCAUUGAAAUACAUUAAAAGUAAAUAUUGAAUGUGCAUUUGCGAUUGCAUACAUGUAAUUGUGUUAAAUGUGCGGUAUAUUAAGACAUAUGGAGUUGUUCAAUGGUGAUAGUGAUAUAUGUUUGUGUUAUUAAUUUGUAAAUACUAGUUUUCAAGUUUCUGUCUAUAAGGGCCAUGUUUACAUGUAAACUAUCUUUUGGAAGUUGUAUACAUGGUUUUGAUUUGAGUUUGAUUGUCCUAUACAUUUGUAUGUUGUCAUAAUUUUUGUAUCUCUAAAUGCAUAAAGGGUAUACUUAUAAAUGUAACAAACACGAAAAUUUGCUAUUAAUUUCUCAUUGUUUAAAAAGAAACAGGAAAAGACUAGUGAAAUCGUUUAACAAAUCAUGUACUUGUUUAUCUAACAUGACAAUGAAGGAGUGGUUUUCAAAAUUAUCUUAGAACAAGCAUAUGUAAACUUGUAAAUAUAUUUAAGUAUAUUCUAUCAAAUCUCAUGUAAGUUGUUUGUUGAUCUGUUAUUGACUAAUUUGAUUCUUGCAAUUUAUACCAGAGCUUAUGAUUGAUCUAUUGCUAUUCCCUGAUGCCUUCAUAGCUGGUAUUUAGGAAUGAAAACCAGGGUGCUGUCUAUUUAAAGCUUUAACCUUUUUUCAGAUUUUUUUAUGCCCCCCUUCGAAGAAGAAGGGGUAUAUUGUUUUGCACGUCGGUUGGUCGGUCGGUCCGUCCGCCCACCAGAUGGUUUCCAGAUCAAAAUCAAGAACGCUUAGGCCUUGGAUCAUGAAAUUUCGAAAUAGUAAAACGGUUUCCGAAUGAUAACUCAAGAACGCUUACGCCUAGGAUCAUGAAUCUUCAUAAGGACAAUGAAUAUGACUCGCAGAUGACCCCUAUUGAUUUUCAGGUCACUAGGUCAAAGGUCAAGGUCACAGUGACUCGAAAUAGAAAAAUGGUUUCCCGAUGAUAACUCAAGAACGCAUACGCCUAGGAUCAUGAAACUUAAUAGGUACAUUGAUCAUGACUCGCAGAUGACCUCUAUUGAUUUUCAGGUCACUAGGUCAAAGGUCAAGGUCACAGUGACUAGACACAGAAAAAUGGUUUCCGGAUUAUAACUCAAGAACGCUUACGCCUAGGAUCAUGAAACUUCAUAGGUACAUUGAUUAUGACUGGCAAAUGACCCCUAUCGAUGUUCAGGUCACUAGGUCAAAUGUCAAGGUCACGGUGACUCGACACAGUAAAAUGGUUUCCGGAUGAUUACUCAAGAAAGCUUAUGCCUAGGAUCAUCAAACUGCAUAGGUACAUUGAUCAUGACUGGCAGGUGACACCUAUCAAUUCUCAGGUCACUAGGUCAAAGGUCAAGGUCACAGUGACUCUAAACAGUAAAAUGGUUUCCUGAUGAUAACUCAAGAAUAAUUAGGCCUAGGAUCAUGAAACUUCAUAGGUACAUUGAUCAUGACUGGCAGAUUUUCAAGUCACUAGGUCAAAGGUCGAGUUCACAGUGACAAAAAGCGUAUUCACACAAUGGCUGCCACUACAACUGACAGCCCAUAUGGGGGGCAUGCAUGUUUUACAAACAGCCCUUGUUUAAUCUCAAACUUUUAUACUUAGGAAAUUAAAAGUUAGACAUACUGUUUCAUCUCUGCUGAUGAUGCUUACUAUUAUUAUGCCCCCAUUUGAAGAAGAGGGGGUAUAUUGUUUUGCACAUGUCGGUCGGUCCGUCAGUCGGUCCGUCCACCAGAUGGUUUCCGGAUGAUAACUCAAGAACGCUUAGGCCUAGGAUCAUGAAACUUCAUAGGUACAUUGAUCAUGACUGGCAGAUGACCCCUAUUGAUUUUCAGGUCACUUGGUCAAAGGUCAAGGUCACAAUGACUCGAAAUAGUAAAAUGGUUUCCAGAUGAUAACUCAAGAAUGCUUAGGCCUAGGAUCAUGAAACUUCAUAGGUACAUUGAUCAUGACUCACAGAUGACCCCUAUUGAUUUUCAGGUCACUAGGUGAAAGGUCAAGGUCACAAUGACUCGAAAUAGUAAAAUGGUUUCCGGAUGAUAACUCAAGAAUGCUUAGGCCUAGGAUCAUGAAACUUCAAAGGUACAUUGAUCAUGACUGGCAGAUGAUCCCUAUUAAUUUAGGUCACUAGGUCAAAGGUCAAGGUCACAGUGACCCGAAACAGCAUAAUGAUUUCCUGAUGAUAACUCAAGAAUAAUUAGGCCUAGGAUCAUGAAACUUCAUAGGUACAUUGAUCAUGACUGGCAGAUGAACCCUUUUGAUUUUCAGGUCACUAGGUUAAAGGUCAAUGUCACAGUGACAAAAACGUAUUCACACAAUGGCUGCCACUACAACUGACAGCCCAUAUGGGGGGCAUACAUGUUUUACAAACAGCCCUUGUUCUUCUUUAAAAUACUUUUUAUUUUGUAUUCAUAUUUCCAUAAUAUUGUUUAAUGAGAAAGGUCCCCGAAGGACUAACUACAUUUGAAAUAUAUUGCAGUUGUUGUCUUCCAUUAUUUAGACCUCACAGUAUGUAUUAUUUCCAGUGUCUAUUCUAGGCUUCGGAUUCGCGGGAUUUUAAGCACAACAUGCUCAUGGUGAGCUUUUGCGAUUGCUGUUUGUCCAUCUAGCGUCGUGCCUCAUCAACAUUUAUCUUGUUAAAACUCUAGAGGCCACAUUUAUUGUACAAACAGUUUGAAAAUGAUACUGGUUCGUUAAAAACACAUGGGGGCUAUAGAAAAACCAUGUUAACGCUCUAGAAGUACAAUUUAUUGUCAGAUCUUCAAGAAACUUCAGCAGAACUUUAGUUCUAAUCAUAUCUUAGAUAAGUUAGAUAAGUUAGAAAAUGGUCCUGCUCUGUUGAAAACAGGGCCGCCACUGGGUAGGGCGUUUGUCCUUAUAUGGCUGUAGUAAAACCUUGUAAACCUUUAAGAAGCCACUUUUAUGUCCAAUUUUUUUUAAACAUGGUCAGAACACAUGUCCCCUUGCUAUCUUGGACAAGUUGGAAAAUGGCUGGCUAUGCCACUCAUGAAUGUUCAUGGCAGAAAAUUGCAGACAAUUAAGUUUUUAAUAUCGUAUCAUAGUAUAUAGUUCCAUGAUAGACAUGCAGAUCAGUAAAUAUUUUUUUUAUUAUUAAUUUAAAUGAUACCAUAAUAUCUUGUGAAAACUUUUUUUAGUCAUGUCAGUGCAAUAUUAUUGAAAGUGAUGUGAUAUUUAACAGAAGUAACCACAAUUUUUUCACUGAACUGAUGGUAUAUAAUUUUAUUUAAAAUGCUCAGAUAAAAACAUUUAAUAUACAAACUAAAAUGUGUUGCUGCAACCUGUUUCUGAAAAAUCCCUCAAAUUUUAAAGGUGUUGGGGGGAGGGGGGGGGGGUAGGAUUUGCUUCUGUUGCGAUAUUUUAGUUUUCUAUAAUAGAAUCAUAGCCAGCACGUCGUCCGCCGUCCGCGUCGUGCUAAAACCUUUACAUUUCGUUAAGGUUAUGAACAUUGGCUCUAAAAUCAAAUUGCUUCAACCUACAACUUUGAAACUUCAUAUGUAGAUGCACCUUGAUGAGUUCUACACGCCACACCCAUUUUUGGGUCACUAGGUUAAAGGUCAAGGUCACUGUGACCUUUAAAAAAAUUUCUUCUCACAAGCUUUCAUUUAUUCAAAACAGCACCCGUAGCCGAGUGUGGCACCUGUUAUGCGGUGCUCUUGUUUAUAUCUGUCUUUGCUAUCGUGUACCGAUCACUUUCUUCUUCUUGGUAUCACUUAAAUUGUACCACAGAGUUAUAAGAAUGCACAUCAUGCAAACAUGUUCAUGAAAGUUAACAUUGAAAAUAAAUGCCAUGAUCAUUUCAGUUCCAUCCUGUUAGUUGCAUGCAUUGGUUUUUAUGUUGCAAAAUUUGAUCAUUUGUCUGCUGCCUACCGGACUUUGUUCAAUUUAGCUUGCUACUUCCUAGACUGAAGGUUCAUAUACAUGUAGUUUGUUUUAUUUAAAGGUAAAACUUUUGUAAAAUAUGACCUUGAUGCGCAUUAUGAUAAAAAAAAUUCAGAAGUAAAAAUCGAGGGUUGAGCAUGAAAGUUGUGUACCGGGUAAAGGUACUUACUAUAUGAGAUAAAGCAGUUUUUUGCCAAACCUUGGAAACGCCUGUCAUGGUACUGUUAUAAUUGUUUGUUCAUUCUCAUCUGUUCUUACCUUAUUGUGUCAAUGUGACGGUAAUCAUGCAUAUAACCCUGUGAGGUAAAUCAUGCAAAGUAGCAGUAGGGUCUUAUUAAAUGUGGAUGUUAAAAGGUAUGAUUUUGAAGAACAAAAUAAAAUUGUUGCAAAUCA
Dreissena polymorpha is the source of this 6914-nucleotide messenger RNA. RefSeq names its product DDB1- and CUL4-associated factor 8-like. Gene Ontology annotation, cellular component: Cul4-RING E3 ubiquitin ligase complex; cytoplasm. The record is from RefSeq and is a predicted model, not a curated record. Gene Ontology annotation, molecular function: protein binding. Bases 142 to 2496 code for a protein of 784 amino acids. The transcript has 11 exons. NCBI's taxonomy places the organism in Eukaryota, Metazoa, Mollusca, Bivalvia, Myida, Dreissenidae.